Sesamum indicum (sesame) is the source of this 829-nucleotide messenger RNA. Its product is annotated as 3'-5' exonuclease-like. Gene Ontology annotation, molecular function: 3'-5' exonuclease activity; nucleic acid binding. Gene Ontology annotation, cellular component: cytoplasm; nucleus. NCBI's taxonomy places the organism in Eukaryota, Viridiplantae, Streptophyta, Magnoliopsida, Lamiales, Pedaliaceae. Gene Ontology annotation, biological process: nucleobase-containing compound metabolic process. The record is from RefSeq and is a predicted model, not a curated record.
UUCAAUCUUCUUUAUAUAUAUAUAUAUAUGUAUAUGUACACACACGUCCACAUAUCCUACCACCCUUUCUUCAGAUCUAACAACACGAUUCUCAGCCCUUCCACACGAACAUGAGUCGUAGCAACUACUCCGCCUCAAACUACUCAAUCAUUCCUCUGCGCCGUACUAUCUCAGCACAUCAGCCAAAUGCGAAUCGCGAUCUUCCCAAUUUCUACUCUGUCAUUUUCCAUGAUGAAGUCAUUCAUGUCACCGUCGCCAAAAAAGCUGCUCAUGUCAAUCAAUGGAUAUCCCGCAUUUGUCGUGUGCACUGCCGAUGUCCUCAUUGCAAACUUAUUGUCGGUCUUGACACCGAGUGGCGUCCCAGUUUUGUCCGCGGUCAGGAACAUGACGUCGCUAUUCUUCAAAUCUGUGUGGGCCAACAGUGCCUCAUUUACCAACUUCUCCACACUGACUGCAUUCCAGCCUCUCUCCACGAGUUCUUGGCUGAUCCUCAGCAUACAUUCUAUGGCGUUGGUGUUAGAGAAGACGUCAGGAAACUGUUCCGUUCUCAUGGCUUGGCUGUGAAAAAUAUUACAGAUCUAAAUGAACUUAUCAACGGAGAGGACGAAGAUGAGUACAAGCCCAUCGGAUUGAAGAAAAUGGCUUCGACAGUUCUUGGGAAGGAGAUGAUGAAGCCGUUGCGGGUUACGCUCAGCAAGUGGCAUUCUCUUAAUCUUAGUUUCGCUCAGAUUGAAUAUGCUGCCAUUGAUGCCUUUGUUUCCUUCCAAAUUGCGGUGUCAUUGUGCUCAUCAACUGUCAAUUGAAAGAAUUAUAAGUUUUAAGAAACAUU